AUGGGAAAGAAAAAGAAGGGAAAUGAGAAACCCUAUUGUUGGUACUGUGAAAGAACAUUUGAAGAUGAAAAGAUUCUGAUUCAACAUCAGAAAGCGCGUCACUUUAAGUGUCCUCAUUGCAAUAGAAAGUUAGCAUCUGCCAGUGGAAUGGUUGUUCACGUUCAAACAGUACAUAAAGAAGUUUUAACAAAAGUACCAAAUUCAAAACCAGGUAGAGAUAGUGUUGAAUAUGAAAUCUAUGGUAUGGAAGGUAUACCCGAUGAAGAUGAAGAAGGUAGACCAGAGAAGAAGACAAAGAUGAAUCAUCAACAACAACACCAACAACAACCACAUCACCAUCACCAACAUCCACAUCAACAACAACCACCACAGAAUUUUAAUCCACAAUUUAGAGGUGCACCUCCUCCUCCAGGAAGUACACCAUAUGGAAUGCCACAUUUACCCAAUAUGCCAAAUCCAUGGAUGCCGAAUCCAUAUAAUUAUUCAAUGCCUCCACCACCACCAGGAGGUAUGUUACCAAACCAACCAAUACAAUUCCCAAUCAAUCCAAUUAUGAAGUUCCCUCCGAUGUUUAAAUUACCACCUGGACCUGGUAUGCCAGGACAUAUGCAACCCGGUAUAUUACCACCACCACCACCACCCAAUGGAGCACCACCUCCACCACCUCCACCAACUUCAUCACCACCACCACCACCUCCACCAUCAUCUUCACCACCACCUCCACCACCACCCUCAUCUUCGCCACCACCUCCACCACCAACAACAACCUCAUCCAACGGUACCACAAAUAACAAUGAUAUUCCGCCACCUCCACCACCUUUAUCUUCACCACCAUCAUCUCAAACAAACAACAGCAAUGGAUUUAAUGCAACAACUGGUACUACUACUACUACAACUAUAUCUUCAAAACCAACAACCAUAGUAAAAGCAGCACCAGCAGUGAUUGCCACUCACAAUCAAGUACCAGGAACACACUUGGUAUAUACAGAUGAUCUUAUUUCAAUGGAGGAGAAAAGAGCACAACUACCAAGAUACACAGUGAAACAAGAAGUUCAUUAA
Messenger RNA from Heterostelium album PN500, 1059 nucleotides. RefSeq names its product C2H2-type zinc finger protein. Lineage: Eukaryota; Evosea; Eumycetozoa; Acytosteliales; Acytosteliaceae. The transcript is spliced from 4 exons. Bases 1 to 1059 code for a protein of 352 amino acids. The record is from RefSeq and is a predicted model, not a curated record.